AUGGGUAUCAGUAGAUGGGAUGUUUCAAAUGAUUUAAUGCUUUCUAGGAGAUCAAAGACAAAGGACGGUAAACACAUAUACAGUGGAUGGGAUGAAUAUAAAGAACAACUCAAGGAAAUGUCCGAUAUGGAUGAGGAUUACAAGGGCUUUAUGCUAGAUGCUUUCAACGAUGCUGAAAAAUCUGAAUCGCAUAAGAGAGAAAGUGGGAAACAUGAUUAUGUUCAUGAGGAUGAGAGUGGUAUUGUUAAUGAUCCUCAGUAUGAGCUUUUUCUGAGUAGAAUUAAAAUCCAUGAGAGGUACUAUAUACUUGAGGGUGAGAAUAAUGGUGUACCCAUGGUGAUAAAAUAUGAAUUACCCAGUAAUUCGGAAGAUGGCUGUACAUCAAAUCCUCGAAGAGAAACAAAUAACUGUACAGGAAAAAAGAAUGUGUUUUUACAUGAGAAGCUUAUACUUGGGGAUAACUGCGCAGCAGAGAAUCAGGUGCAGCAUGAGGGGAAAGCUCCACGAGCUAAGAAAGGUAAGUUACAACGGCUUCAUGAUGUGCAAGAUCGUCCUAGUAAGAAGAGCAACUUAGAGAGGCAGCAUGGAACACAGAUAAAUUUAAGGAGCACUGUAAAAUCUUCAAGUGCACACGAGCAGGCUGGCAGUAAGAAUAAUCAGAAGAAAGUGGAUAACAAGAGUUCUUCUGAUUUGGAAGUCACAGAAAUUGCUAAUCUCGGCAUGGAAGGAAACUCUAGCUCCAUCUUGCUUUCAAAUCAAUUAGACAAAAGUCAUCCAGGUGCGUACUCGGAAUUCAGAAAACAAAUCAUAAAUAUUCUGAGGGAACCAUACAAAAAAGAGGAGUACGAUGAGCUUCGGCAAGCUAUUGAAGCCCAAAAGGCAGAAGGAAGCAAAGAAUCAAGUGAUCUUCAUGAGAAGCUCAAAAAGUUCGAAAAGGAACGAAAGAAGAACUUGAUGGAACGUGGAUUUUUCUUUUGGCUUGAGAAUAAAAAGAUGGAAGGAGCCUUCAAACCUUGGAAGGAUCCUGAAUGCGCUGCAGUGGAGCAAGAAAACUGUCUGCUUCCCCCUUCACCUCCCCCCGAGCGCCGGGGACGAAAAGUGUGCAACUCCUUUCAAACCUGGGAUCAACCCUGA
Messenger RNA from Fraxinus pennsylvanica, 1134 nucleotides. The record is from the annotation of a GenBank genome assembly. Lineage: Eukaryota; Viridiplantae; Streptophyta; Magnoliopsida; Lamiales; Oleaceae.